UGGUGUCAGGACGGUGGGUACUCAAAAAGCGACAAUCGUCCACAAGUACCGAGGCUGGUGUCCCUCUGAGAUCCAGAGAACAAGUCAGCAAUACUCCAUGAAAGCGCUUGUCGUUCUUCUAUGGCAACAGACACUAGCAAUACUCGCGCUUUUGUAUGCUGCUGACGCCGUCAGCCAGCCAUUUUACAUUAUCCUUCGCCUCGAUAUCGAGCUCUUUGUUCCAGGAGGUUGGCUGGCCGCAGAGAGGCUGGCUGGCACACCGGCAUCCAAAAAUGGACAACGAUCGAGGGUGACGGCGAUCGCAAGUUCAACAUAUCAGCCGCCUCUCGCCAUAUAUAGCCCGCCCAGGUUCGACUUUCCCCCCUCAUCCAACUUGAACUUGAACCACCACUGUCCACUGCGUAUCGCACAUGCUCCCCAUUCUCAUCUUGCUUGGUGGCGCGCUGGCCCUCAUCGGCGUGCUGCCCAGCCUCCCUCCGACGUUCAACGUCGGGCUCAUCCCCAGUACACUCCUCCUGACGCCGGCCGUCAUGGAGGACUUCCUGCUGUACUUGCCCUCUAGCCCCGCUGUAGAGGGCACUGCGGCCCUCGUCGGCGAUCUUGUCGACGGGACCGCAGGCGUCGUCGGCGACAUCGUCGACACCAUUCGCAACUCGGCCGCUCUGGCCUCCCCGGAAUUUAUCUGGCUCUCGGACAUGUCGCUCAGCGACAUCGGUUAUGGCUCGGUUUACUUCGACCU
Rhodofomes roseus is the source of this 739-nucleotide messenger RNA. RefSeq lists its product as uncharacterized. The coding region runs from base 98 to 562 and encodes 154 amino acids. NCBI's taxonomy places the organism in Eukaryota, Fungi, Basidiomycota, Agaricomycetes, Polyporales, Fomitopsidaceae. The transcript has 4 exons. The record is from RefSeq and is a predicted model, not a curated record.